AAGGGAAGCGGAAAAAGUACAGUCGGCGACAGCAUCUUGUUCAGGAUGUCGAGUAACAAGCAAACUCGUAGAAUAUAUGAAUGCUACGAAGAGCUCCAGUCCAGAGCAUGAGUGGCACCUGGGUCAGCGUCAAGGUGCUAAGUCAAGCCGUCCCUUCCUACGGCACCAUCUAUGAGUGGCGUGACUAUGAAAGCAGCGCCGGCUUCAGGUCACCACGUGCAGUCGUUGUGUUGUUGUGUGCAGUGUGCGGCCUUAAACGAACUUGAACUGUCACGCUCUCGGUGUCUUGCAAGAGGAUGGCGAGCUCUGCGACAGAGACAGUUCGUGCGAGUAGCUCAACGACAGCCACCCUGAAUGGUGCGCCAGAGACAAUCCAUCUCUCUGCCGAGCAGUAUGAUGCCGAGCAAGUGCGCUUGAUGGAAGAGGUUUGCAUUCUUCUCGACCGCGACGAUCGCAACCAGGGCCCUUGCUCAAAGAAGGAUUGUCAUCUCAUGACCAAUAUCAACAAGGGUCUCCUUCAUCGUGCCUUUUCACUCUUCUUGUUCAGCGGCGAGGGUAAGCUCUUGCUGCAACAACGCGCCUCUGAAAAGAUCACCUUUCCAGAUAUGUGGACCAAUACAUGCUGCUCGCAUCCCCUUCACAUUGCAGGCGAGCAAGGAAGUGCCAGUGGAGAAGCAGAUAGUCUAUCAGCGAGUAUUGAAGGUGUGAAGCGUGCAGCUCAACGCAAAGUACAACAAGAACUCGGCAUCCAAGCACACGACGCGCCGACUGACAACAUGCACUUUUUGACGCGCAUCCACUAUCUUGCGCCGUCUGAUGGACAAUGGGGUGAGCAUGAGAUUGAUUACAUCUUGUUUCUACAGCAUCCUGCGCCAAAAGGGCCGGCACUGGAGCCGAAUAUGAAUGAAGUACGCGAUGUGCGCUGGGUCUCGCAGGCUGACUUGCGGGAAAUGUUCAGCAGUAAUCCCGAGGGUCUGACAUACACCCCUUGGUUCAAGCUUAUCUGCGAGUCGUUCUUGUUCAAGUGGUGGGACUCGCUCGCGGACUUGUCGGUGUGCAAGGAUGAAGAGACGAUCCACAGGAUGGGCGUCUAGAAGCAGUCCAGGUGAC
Molecule: messenger RNA, 1110 nt
Organism: Protomyces lactucae-debilis
Lineage: Eukaryota; Fungi; Ascomycota; Taphrinomycetes; Taphrinales; Protomycetaceae
Product: NUDIX hydrolase domain-like protein
Exons: 1
Coding region: 297-1094 (265 amino acids)
Biological process (GO): isoprenoid biosynthetic process; isopentenyl diphosphate biosynthetic process
Cellular component (GO): cytoplasm
Molecular function (GO): isopentenyl-diphosphate delta-isomerase activity
Source: RefSeq, a predicted model, not a curated record